This is a messenger RNA of Polypterus senegalus (gray bichir), 6559 nucleotides long. It is a transcript of the gene myrf, whose product is annotated as myelin regulatory factor. The coding region runs from base 466 to 3636 and encodes 1056 amino acids. Gene Ontology annotation, molecular function: sequence-specific DNA binding; DNA-binding transcription factor activity. Lineage: Eukaryota; Metazoa; Chordata; Cladistia; Polypteriformes; Polypteridae. Gene Ontology annotation, cellular component: endoplasmic reticulum membrane; nucleus. The record is from RefSeq and is a predicted model, not a curated record. Gene Ontology annotation, biological process: central nervous system myelin maintenance; positive regulation of DNA-templated transcription; protein autoprocessing. The transcript is spliced from 28 exons.
AGAGAGAGAGCAAGAGAGCGGAGUAAACGGUAACGAGCCGCCUUCUACGGGCUGUUCAGGUGUCCGGGAGUCCCCUGAAGAAUAAACCCGACUUCAUUCAGCGACUCACUGACCCACUGAGGGAAUAGUCGGCAGGAGCCUCGACACACUGGGAAGCCCGGGCAGCGAAAGUGGUCGCCCGCCGCGGUUCUCGAAGCACAGAAAGACACUAAAGAGAAACACCGUCGGAGAGAAUUCGGACUUUUCUUUAAGUGGAAGAGGCGGUUCGCUUAAACUUUCUUUAAAAGCACUCGCGAAGCGCUUCGGACGCAAGUGAAGAAGAGAAAAGAGGGCUGCGGGCGGAGCGGCGCGUCUCCAGAGCGGGAUGCGUUUGCUCUGAAGUGGGAAGAGACGGCGAGCGCCUCCAGUGCGGCUCAGUCGCGGCAGGCUUGCUUUUCAUGGAUAUGCUAGAGAGGGACCGCUAGAAUGGAAGUGGUGGAUGAAACCGAAGCUCUGCAGAGGUUCUUUGAAGGUCACGACAUCAACGGGGCUCUGGAGCCAGCAAACAUCGACACCAGCAUUCUGGAAGAAUACAUCAGCAAAGAAGAUUCGCCAGAUAUUUGCUUCCCCGAGAUCACACCCCCAGGCUACCCUCACACUCAGCAGGGUGUACCACCUCUACACCCUAACGCCUGUCUGUCUGCCUUUCCACCCCACCUUGGCCAGCUUAACAAGGCAUACUCCUGUAUGGUGGCUGGUCCUCCUGUCAAGAGUGAGCGCAAGGGACCCUACGCACCCGGCACUUUACCAGAAUCUCCUCCUGAUUCCAGUUCAGAACCAUACUCCCCCCAGCAAGUGAAUGACCACCACAUGCUUCGGACCAUGACUCCUGAAAACUUAUGCCAUGUGACACCACCUUCAAGAAUGGAACACCAGCAACCUUCUGGUCCUGCCCAUAUGCAGGGUCCUCCUCCACAUCCUCACUAUCCUAGCAUGCCCCGGGACAUGUAUAUGAAGGCAGAGCCAUUGAUGUCACAGUAUUCACUUGGACCCGGAAUGGUAUCUAACGAUAUUCAGCACAGCCAGCAAAGCCAGAUGUUGCACCAGCUGUUACAGCAUCACCAAGUUGGAGCAGACGGGAUUCCAGUCCACCAGGCAAAGAAAAGGAAACAUUCGGACUCGCCUCCCAGUACUCUCAAUGCUCAGAUGCUCAAUGGUAUGAUCAAGCAGGAACCAGCAGGACUGGUGCAGGAGAGUGACAGCUCCUAUCUUGAUCCAAACUACCAGUGUAUCAAGUGGCAGGCACAUCUACAAAACAAGUGGUGUGCCAUUUAUGAUGUCAACUGCAAAGAACUGCCAAUGCCAACUUACCGAGUAGAUGCUGACAAAGGAUUUAAUUUCUCUGUACCUGAUGAUGCUUUUGUGUGUCAGAAGAAAAACCAUUUCCAAGUUACAGUUUAUAUUGGAAUGCUGGGUGACCCAAAGUACAUCAAGACAAGUGAAGGAUUCAAAAGCAUCGAUUGUUUUUACCUAAAACUUAAUGGUGUCAAGCUGGAAGCCAUGAAUCAGACCAUCAAUAUUGAGCAAUCACAGUCAGACAGAAGCAAAAGGCCAUUUAAACCCGUGGUGGUUACUCUUCCUCCUGAGCAGGUAACAAAAGUUACUGUAGGACGGCUUCAUUUUAGUGAGACUACAGCAAACAACAUGAGGAAAAAAGGCAAACCUAACCCAGAUCAGAGGUAUUUCAUGUUGGUGGUAGCGCUUCAAGCCCAGUCUCAAAAUCAGAGUUACACUAUUGCAGCACAGAUUUCGGAGAGAAUCAUUGUGCGAGCAUCAAACCCAGGGCAGUUUGAAAGUGACAGUGAUGUGCUAUGGCAACGUGGCCAGCUCCCUGACACAGUAUUUCACCAUGGCCGCGUUGGGAUCAGUACUGAUAGACCAGAUGAGGCACUGGUUGUUCACGGCAAUGUUAAAGUCAUGGGAUCUCUCAUGCAUCCUUCUGAUAUCCGGGCCAAGGAAAAUGUCCAGGAGGUAAAUACAACAGAACAGCUGAAACGAAUCUCACAGAUGAGACUAGUUAAGUAUCACUACAAGCCUGAAUUUGCUGCAACUGUGGGCAUUGACACAACAGCAGAGACAGGUGUAAUAGCACAGGAAGUAAAGGAGAUUCUUCCAGAUGCUGUCAAGGAGACAGGAGAUGUUGUUUUUGCCAAUGGAGAGACAAUUGAAAACCUGCUUGUGGUGAAUAAGGAGCGUAUAUUUAUGGAGAAUGUUGGUGCAGUGAAGGAAUUGUGCAAGCUCACUGAUAACUUGGAAACUCGAAUUGAUGAGCUUGAACGAUGGAGCAGAAAGCUUGCAAAACUUAGGCGACUGGACAGCAUGAAGUCAACCAUCAGUGGAGGCACACUUAGUCAAACUGGAAGUCAGUUUAGUCGGGCUGGAAGUGGCCCCUACAAAAAAAGAACCCCCAAGGUUGAUGGAAAGAGUUCAUCAGCAUCCACUGAAAAGGGCUGCAUAAGCCAUCGCUUCCUACAGGGAACUAUUAUCGCACUAGUCAUUGUCAUGGCCUUCAGUGUCAUCUCCAUUUCUACACUCUACAUGCUAAGCUUGCAUAACCACAGUGAGGCCACAGAUGGUGGCAGUUCAGGUGCCACAUCUGUCUUCUGCUUUGUGACUGUGGCCUGGAGGCAUGACCCGACUACUAUGGUCACCCUCUGUCCUUGUGAAGGGACUCCAGAAAAAAAUUAUUCUCUUAAUGGGCCUUCCCAGCGUUCCUCAUCAAUCUCCUCCACAGGGAAUCUUCCUGGAAAACCAGUGCCUUCAAGGUCCACUCAAGAUUAUGUCUCCUUUUCAACAAGCUUUCUUCAUUCUACCAGUCCAGACUCACAAGCCAUACCUCUCCAACCCAGUCAGGAACCUUGCUGUCCCAGUACAGCUAGCCAGUCAAGUACUACCCUUUACUUUAACACGAACCAAUCCACUGCAGAAUCAACUACCAUAUUAUCCACUCCUAGCAUUAGCAACAAGAAGGCCAAGUCUCGCCAGACUGAGAAGGAAAUGCGAUACAGAAGCCGUCCAAGUGGGUCAGGUACAAACAGUUACACUCCUGCUGCUCCACUUCAUAGUACCCACAUUCAAAGCAAGUCCAAAAAGCCACCUGACCUGGGAAUGAACAGCAACAAUCUACCAGACCAUGAAAGGACGAUAUCCCACCGUAAGCGCAGUGCAAGAUCUCCACCAACUCUGAGGUCCUUGUGGAUCGUGGAGAUGGGUCAGCCAAUCACACAGCAAUACUGCCCCCUAGCAGAAAGUUGCAGGCCUGGAAAUUACACAUUUGCAAUUCCACUCAGAGGCAAAAACAUAACAGGAGGUGCCAUCACCCUUGAAAUGACGUCAUCGUCACCUAUGCUGGUGUUGCUUUGUGGAGUCAAUCACGGACGGCCAUGUGCCAGCAGCCUGGUUCCUCAGAAGAGACUAGAAAUCACUCAGACACAGGGGAUCGAUCACCAGUGGCCUUUAAUGGUUGCUCCAUUCCACAACCUCUCAUACCACUUUCGUGUGUCGGAAUCUCAGCACGUGGCCUGUGAUUCUAAGAAUGGAGAGGAUGGACGCAUGUUUACCGACUACUACUUCCGAUUCCUGCAAGUCUGCGUCUGAGAGACAGUCGAAGGAAAGCAUCCUGGGAAAGAAAAUACUUGGCUUGGACCUCCUUGCAUCAGCUACAUUCUGUCAUACAACCUUUAUUCCCCCCCUCCCCACUCCUCCAUUUGGGGCUACAGGAUUUGGCUCACAGUUAAAGGAGUCCAGUUCGCCAUUCUGUGCCUUCAUGAAAAUGUAUACUUAUCGUUGCACCGUCAUAGUUUGGGGACAACAUUUUCAUCCCUGCAGGUAGCCUCCUUCCUGCUCAAGCUCUUAUUGUGAGCACAGCCGCUGGGUAUGCACUGAACAGUUAGUGCCAAAGAACUUGAAAGAGGAUGACGAAGAUAAAAUGAUGAGAAAGACCAAAGCAGACUAUCACAGCCUUGCAUUGGAUGGACAGUGAGGUCAAAAGGGGUGGAAGAUAUGUAGUUGGCAUUUGGUUUAAUCCCUCCCUUUUCUGCAAAAAAAUAUUUAUAUUUAAUUGUGUUAUUUUUGUUAUGCCAAGUAGAAUUAGUUCAUUAUUUAGAGGUAUGGCUACCAGCCUAACUGGUAGGAGAAACCUGCCCAACGCCAAAUAUGGGUAAUUAAUUGCACUUAGAAGAUGCUUUUAUUUCAUUCAUUGAUCAACACUGCUGUCCUUGUUUAUCCCUGACCAAUAACUGGAUUAUUUAAAGCUUUUACACUGGAGAGUACUGGUCAGAACUGGCAAUUAGCAAAACCUGCAUAUCCUACUGCAGUUACACUGGAUUGAAAGUGCUGUCAUCUCAUUCAGCUAGUCUAGGGUUUGAGCGGCCAUGCCACGGAACCUCAGCCCUGUUCACAAAGCUGUGUGUUGGUACACUGGAACUUUGAUCGUUUCUCAUCGAAAGCCACCUCCAGUAUCGGGUAGAAUACUGGACUCGUACUUGCAUGUGGUGGCAAGGCCUUGAUUUGUGAUAAAACACAGUGGUUGCUUCUUCAAACUUGGGGUGAGCUGCCGAUGUUACUCUGAGCCGUCAGCCUUGUGUGUGUUGGAAAGAAGAGGUGCACAGCUUAGAAGUGAGGAACUCUACAUAGCCCACUUUUCUCGGGUGAAAAACAAGUCCGUCAUAGGAAGUCUGCUAGCAUUAGCCAGCAUCUGUGCUGUACAUUGUGCAUUGGCUUAAAGAAUUAUUAUAUUUUCAGGUCACAGCUGGAGCGAUGACAGGCGCUUCAAACUUCUGCUUGUUUUUUAAUGACUUUCUGCGUUUUGUGUAGUCUUCUUCUGUUUUAAUACACUCUGAUUUCCUUAUUUGACAUUGAUCACAAUGACACAUCUGACUCAGAUUCAUGGGGGAUGAAGACCCAGAUGAAGACAUAUUGCUUACAGUGGUCUGUUUUGUAUUUUUCUUUCCCCUAUUCCAUCAUGCCCAGCUCUCUAGUUCUAAAAAUCCACGAUUUCUCUAACUAAUUGGAGAAAUGCGAACCUUAAUAGUGAAACAUGACAAGGUUGUGGAGAUACCAUAGGAAAACAUUAGCCUUGAUGACCUCCUGCUGGGACAGGACUACCACAGACCCGAGCCACUACCUUCCAUGUUCACCUGUAACACAAGUAACGUUUUUAAGUAUCGAUUAUAACCCAAAUUAUUAAAAUGGUUUUUCAGACAUUGGAAGACAAGCAGAGGUUCCUCAGCUCAGAUGAGAUUCGUCAGCCAUGGACUUAAGAAUCCAUGUUAUGAAAGAAGCGGCCAUAGUGAGAAAGAAAAGGUCUUCUUGUCUGUUUUGCUUUAAUCAUCCAACUACAUGGUCAAUGAGUACAACAGAUUGCAUUUAUAUAUAUAUAUAUAUAUUUUUUUCUUCUUUAAACACUGUCAAUACUCUCUAAAAGCACUACUUAUUAAACGCCUUACACUAUUUAUGACUGAUCAUAUAUCAAUGCACAACUUAGAUAGAGAAAACUGAUGAUAGCAUAAAGUGCCAAGACAUAAAAUGUUUAUUUUUUCUAAACAUAGGAAUAUAGCAUUUUGUAAUAGGUUGUUUUUUAGCCAAUAGGAGAUGCCACAUAGGAAUAGUUGCCAUUCUGCUGUGACGAGUCUGCUCUCACAGCUGCACUGAACACACUCGCCCGCUCACUCCGACAUCUGCGCCUUUCCUCCACACUUUACCUCCAUUAAGUGAGCGCACUAGGGAAAACCUUCUACAUCCAUGUGGACGGUGGUUCAUGUGAGCUCUACUAGCACAUCAGUUGAUCUGCUCCCACCCUGCUUUCUAGGUAGACGCUGUGGAAAGCCCCAGUCAUUUGGGGGCCCUGCGCCCUCUGAAACACAUUCGUCUGCAGAUUUUACAGUGCGUUGUUUUGUGCUGAAACGACGUAUAACUAACCUUUUUCUGGAUCAUACAUAAACCAAAAUUAAAGAGCAAUCCAAUUUCUGUCAGGACAAUAUCGUUUUUGAACGUCACACUUUCCAAGGUGCAAAGAAAGGGGCCAAAUUAUUAUUUUUUAUUAUUAUAAUUAUUCAACCUUCAAAAUUUUAAAUAACCUUUUAAAAAUUGCAUCUGAAAAUAAACCACUGAGCAACUUAAAGAUGUACUAAACAGGAUAUAAAGCUUAAAGCUAUUGUAAAUAUGUAUUUUAUCUGCUGUUGCAAUCAAAUCUGUUUAAUUUUUAAAGCACUAAUUUCUACUUUUAUUUUUACAAUCACUGAUUUUUUUAAAAUCAUUUGUAUAUGACAACAGACUACUUGUGUGUUAUGUAUCCUACUUAGUAGUGAGAUGGCGCCCUCUAGUGGGCUGAGCCUGUAAUUAGUAUUUUUGUUCUGUUACUGCUCUAAAUAUUUAUUGUGUCCUUAUUUCACCAACUCGGUUCGUCUUUGUGGAACUGGAAAAACUUUUAACUCCUUACUUGAUGCUUCCGUGCGUUGUUAACAUGCUCUGUUUUACGUUGUAUUGUCCUUUUUUAAAAAUACAAUAUGAUUUAUUCUCA